GUUAGAAGACUGAGGAGAUUUUAGAAGGCAAAAUGGCUGCCACGAGACUGCGAAAUUUUGAAGGACUACUAAAAUUCAAGAUUAGAAGUCGCGAACGGCGUAAACAUUUGUACAAAAACCUUAUCACUGCUCUUGUACAACACGAGAGGAUAGAAACCACGCUAACCCGAUGUCAGGACUUAGCGCGAGUCACUGAAAGGAUGAUUGAUCUAGCCAAGCAAGGAGAUGAAGAAACAGUUAACAGCUGGUUGAUGAAUAAAGACCUAGUUCCUAAAGUAUUUGCUGAGCUUCUACCUCGAUAUGAAGGAAUCACAAAAGGCUACACCCAAGUGUAUAGAAUUCCACCAAGGAAAACUGAUUCAGCACAAAUGGGGAUUGUAGAACUUGUAGGUAAUGACCUGCCUCAGUUGUUACCCAGUGACGAGGAACUGAGGCAGUUGAAGAUUAAGAAGUUGAAGGAGAUGCAAGAAAAGCAGAUCCCCCCUGAAGGAACCCCUGUCUAACAAUCAUUAUCUAAGUAACACAGUGGAUUUAGUUGACCUGUGUUAUUGUAGCUGGAAUGCUGCUGAAUUGCAAGUCUCCUCCACUUUAGAUUACCUUUUGUAAAUAAACUAAGUGUAAAUUUAAUCAAUUGUUGGAUUAAUUUACCCCAAUGUAAAAUACUGUUUUUUGGGGACAAUAGCAUUCCCUGAUUUUAUUGCCAACUUCUCGAGUCCAAUCUUGUCAUCACUUUCAUGGACUUUUGGUCAGUGUAUCAAUAUCUACGGUAAUUAAAAAGUAGACAGGGUUGGGUUAAGGUUAUGUUGUAUAAUACCAAACAUAGAAUGUCACUUGUCUGAUUUCUUUAUACUUUCAUUGUUUUUGUUCUGUGUAUAGAGUGGUUUUCAAAAACCAGUGAAAUACUAUUUAGUUUAUUUAGUACUAAUACACUGUAAUGUCUUUGUUCUCUUUUGUUAUUGCUUGACUAUUACACUAUAAAAAUUACAUUUUGUUGCACAGGAUUUUGAAAACCACUCCAUGUUCUCAUCAAAAUACCAUCUAUUUGCAUCACCUUUUUACACUCAUGUUCUCCAGAUGUGGUUGCAUAUCAACACAUGAGAUGCCGUACUGAUUCAAAAAAAGUGCUUGACCUCAAAUUUUGGAAUAAGCAUUCCCCCUCCCAUCCUACUAGAAAAGUCUCAAUCUUUUCAUUAUAUUUAGCUCUUUUCAGUUUAUCUAAAAUUAAGUAUUCAGGGCUGAUUAAAACAUUGCGAGCAACAGAUAAGAAAACAACUUUAUCACAUAAACAACUUACUGGGUUUUAUAUUUUAUUUUUGUAAAAAGAUACAAUAGUACAUACUAUUUGUAUCAAGAUAAAAAGCCUUAAGAAAGCCCUGUCAGAUAAAAUUUCUAUGUCACAGAAUAAAGUCCUUGUUUUAGCAGUAAUCGAUCUGCCCAUGUCUAACUUGUUAAAAUAAUAUUUGAGCAUAUAAAAUUAUAAUAAUCUUGUGUAUAGUUGAAUAAAACUAUCACUAUGUA
Nematostella vectensis (starlet sea anemone) is the source of this 1518-nucleotide messenger RNA. RefSeq names its product 50S ribosomal protein L17. Gene Ontology annotation, molecular function: structural constituent of ribosome. Gene Ontology annotation, cellular component: mitochondrial large ribosomal subunit; ribosome. Bases 33 to 503 code for a protein of 156 amino acids. The transcript is spliced from 3 exons. The record is from RefSeq and is a predicted model, not a curated record. Lineage: Eukaryota; Metazoa; Cnidaria; Anthozoa; Actiniaria; Edwardsiidae. Gene Ontology annotation, biological process: translation.